This is a messenger RNA of Aspergillus tanneri, 1542 nucleotides long. RefSeq names its product Dyp-type peroxidase. The coding region runs from base 1 to 1542 and encodes 513 amino acids. Lineage: Eukaryota; Fungi; Ascomycota; Eurotiomycetes; Eurotiales; Aspergillaceae. The transcript is spliced from 8 exons. Gene Ontology annotation, molecular function: peroxidase activity; heme binding. The record is from RefSeq and is a predicted model, not a curated record. Gene Ontology annotation, cellular component: cytosol.
AUGGCUUCUCAGUUUGAUCUGGAGAACAUCCAGGGCGAUAUCUGGCCCGGCCUGCCCAAACGGAAAGAGAUGUUUCUGUUCUUCCGCAUUGCAGAUGGCGCAAGUCAACGCAGGAAGUUCAAAGAGUAUCUGCGAAGUCUUGUUUCUCAUAUCACGACUGCCAAAGAUGUUUUGGAUGCUAAAGCCCACAUCCGUGAAGAAAAGGAGAAGGCUGCUGCCCAUGAGGAAGACCCGAAGCUGUUACCGUGGUCUGGUAUCAAUAUUGCCUUUUCAUCAACAGGCCUAGCCGCUCUGGGAAAGCAUGUGAUGAAUACGAAGGCGAACAUGAAAGAGAUCAAAAGUGACCCCGCGAAGUGGCGCGAGCUGAAGAGGAACCAAAUUCGCGGAGAUUUGUUCGACAAAGGCAUGUAUGAUGACAUGGUCUACGAGGGGUGGGAUGAUCCGCAGGAGCUACGUCCAGAAUACAAGCGAGACCCGGUGACAAAACAGCGGCAGAUAGACGGAGUAGUCUAUGUCGCUACGAGCACAGAGAAGCAGCUGGAGAAGGCCGUGGGACGAGUGAAGGAGAAAUUGCAUAUGCGUGACACAGACGAUGACAUCGACGAGGACGUUGCCUGCAAAUUGGUGUUGGUCAGAAAGGGCAAGGUCAGACCAGGCUUAUUGAAAGGCAGAGAGCACUUUGGCUUCCAAGACGGAAUUUCACAGCCCCAACUUGAAGGACUGGACCCAACCCCGAAGGGGGAUAAAGAGCCCAAAGCCGUACCUCCGGGGCUGAUCAUUGUCGGACACGAUGGCGACCCCUUGAACCAGCCCGCUUGGGCCAAAGAUGGCAGCUUCCUCGUUUUCCGCGACUUGCAGCAACAUGUCCCUGAAUUCAAUCAAUUUUUGGACAACAAUGCUCAUGCAUCUCAGGACACUGAGCAGGGUCCCGCCUCGGCUGAAAAGCUCGGGGCACUGCUAAUGGGGAGAUGGAGGAAUGGCACCCCGGUUGAUCUCAAUCCAUAUCAUGAUAAUGAUCCUUCUCUUUACCGAUCCAAUAACUUCAAUUACACGCCAGUCGAAUCGCAUGGUCGGUGCCCCUUCGCUGCCCAUAUUCGCAAGAUGCGCCCCAGAGGCGAUCUCGACGACGACGAGGCAGUUAUCAUCCGCCGCGGGAUAGCCUAUGGACCUGAGGUCUCCGAAAAAGAAAAGAAAAAUCAGAAGACGAUGAAGGAGCGUGGAAUGCUAUUUGUCUGUUAUCAAAGUGAUAUUAGAAACGGAUUCAACUUCAUUACUACGCGUUGGGCAAACAACCAUCACUUCCCAGGUAACAAGUACGAUGCUGUCGGCAUGAAUGGGCCGGGCAUCGAUGCGAUUGCCGGCCAACGUCUCGCCCACCACCCUCCUCGAAACAUGGGUUUGCCUGAUGGCAAAAGGCCCAGUGAGGCACGUCUGAGCCUCGGCUCGUGGGUUACCCAUAGAGGAGGAGAAUACUUCUUUGCUCCAUCCCUCAAAGCCCUUCGAGAAGAUCUGUCAUCGGCUCCUGUGCAAGCCAAGCUUUAA